UGACGGCACCACACCUCACCUCGAUGCAACGGCGUCGUUUUCCCAUUUCCUCUUCCAUUCCUCUGCAACCCCUAAAAAAUCCUCCUCGAUCCCCUCUUCUCCAAUUUUCAACAAGUCCCCAGCUUCCCAUUCCCUCCCUCUUCAAUGGCCUCUGAAGAAAUGGGCCUUUUCUCGGCCCAACGUCUCGACAACGGGCUCAGCCCACACCCCCAGCUGGUGUUCCCGGAGAGCUUCAGCUGCGGCCCGCCGCCGCCGCAGCCACAUCCUCGUCGCAGUUCCGCCGCUGUUGCCGGCCCUGGUCCUAAAACAACCCGCGAGCUCACCGGCUUUCUCAACAACCACCACUACUUCCGCCCCAUCCCGCAGCCCGCCGCCGAUUUCCGCGGCCCCAUGUUCGCCCACCGAUGGAAUGACCGAGAUUCAAGCACUCCCAGCGGCGACGGAUCGGAUGAAGACGGAGACGAAGACGACGAAGAUGAACACGGAGCCGAAUGCCGUGUAGAUGUUGACAAUCACGACAGUAUUAGUAAAGUUAACAAUAACUGUAGCACCGACGACAGUGGAAAUCAAAAAGCAAAUGAUGUGCCCAAUUUCGGUUCUAAAGAAGGGAAUUUGAGUGGAAGCAGUGUGGACGAAGCCAGAAACGCAUUGGCAAUUGCAGAGACCAAUGGGGCAAUGUAUUACAUGCAGGGAUCAGGGUCGAAUUCGUGCCAGAAGGAUAUUAUGGUGGGUGAUAAAGGGUGUGGGUAUAGUGGGAGAAGAGAGAGUUCAUCAUAUUCAAGUGAUAUCGGGGAGUCGUUGAGAGCGAUCCUUUCUGAUCCCAUAUCAGGUGCACUUAUGGAUGAUGCAGUGAUAUUGCCUUGUGGGCAUUCCUUUGGUUCUGGAGGAGCUCAACAUGUAGUUAGAAUGAAAGCUUGCUAUAAUUGUGCACAACCAGUGUCUGAAGAAUCAAUAGCCCCAAAUCUAUCUCUCCAGGCUGCUGUCCAGGCAUUCCGUAGAGAAGAAGACUUCCAAGUUAACCGCCAAUCAAGAAGUCGAAAGGAAAAACAUGACCAGGAUAAGGGUACCUCUGGUGACUCAAUGCUCACCGACCAUCCAAGAGGAAGAGGAGUCCACUUUCCAUUUGCUGUGACAGACAGAGUCAUCAUAAAGGGUAACAAGCGCACACCUCUGCGUUUUGUUGGACGAGAAGCUGUAGUUACCACUCAAUGCUUGAAUGGAUGGUACGUGGUGAAGACACUGGACAAUGCAGAAAGUGUAAAACUACAGUAUCGUUCCCUCACGAAGGCAGCUCCAGACAAUUAUUCAUCACCACAGCCCAUCUCUUGCAGUAAGCCAUCAUCAAGCUGGCUAUAGUGUUCAGUUUGCAAGAUCUUCACUAACUCGGCUGCCUGUAAUUACUUUGAGUGAGAACAUAUAUACAAGCCUUCCUUUCUUGCUGUAAUCUAUCUCGUGUAUUUUUUUAGAUGUCAUUAAGUUAUAGAGGUUUCAGAUGUAUAUAUUAUAUUAGAAUUGAUAUAAUGCAAUGACAUGUACAGAUUGCUUAAGUCGGGG
This is a messenger RNA of Cuscuta campestris, 1554 nucleotides long. NCBI's taxonomy places the organism in Eukaryota, Viridiplantae, Streptophyta, Magnoliopsida, Solanales, Convolvulaceae. The record is from the annotation of a GenBank genome assembly.